AUGCUGACAACGUCAAAGUCGUUGCAGACGCCUGCUCAACCUCUGAUGGAUCCUUUCAAUGGGCAGACCCCAACCCCAGGUCGGCCUGGGGAUGAGACUAGGUUUAUGCGAAAUCUCCGAAAGCAGAUGCAGAAGAACGCAAGCGCUGCUCAGAUCAAGGGAGCUGACAAGAUUCUCACGGAAGGGGGAUGCACCGAUGAUGAAGACCCCGACCGAACCCUGAUAGACAUGGUCGAAGACGCUUUGGAAGUUGACUCGGUCGAAGACAAGAACUCGACGGCAGUCGCCUCCGUCACGGAUGACGAGCGAGAUGGGCAUUGUGAGAAGGUGGGAUGGGAGAACUCCCUGAAGCCGCACCAAAGGGACAUGUUCGACGUUCUUGCUCGCAUAUCAAGGCAUUUCGUUCGGCAUCUAGUAAGCACCGAGACCGCCAUUGAAGAUAUUCUACUGGGCUACGAAGCGGACGGCACGCACCUGAUUGAGCUGAUGGAGGAGUCACAUCGGAAAGAAUAUGACGCACAGAGAAAGUGCCUCCUGGAAACACGCACGCAUAUAUCAGAAACUCUAUUCCAUAUUCAUGAGCAGAUUAUAAAGCACGAGGAGCACGCUCAGGCCUCACUACUAGACAGCAGCUGGGAAAAGGAGGCAUCGGCAUCGAAAAAGCAUGUCUACAGUUUGGAGAAGAUGCUCGACCAUGCGGUCGAGCAGUGA
Lasiodiplodia theobromae is the source of this 711-nucleotide messenger RNA. Its product is annotated as Regulator of microtubule dynamics protein 2. Lineage: Eukaryota; Fungi; Ascomycota; Dothideomycetes; Botryosphaeriales; Botryosphaeriaceae. Bases 1 to 711 code for a protein of 236 amino acids. The record is from RefSeq and is a predicted model, not a curated record. The transcript is spliced from 2 exons.